AUGCUGGGCGAGUUCGUCGGCACCUUCCUCUUCCUCUUCUGGUCCUUUGCUGGCACGCAGAUCGCCAAUACGCCUAAGCCGCCCGAAGGCGCUGAUCCCAAUCCAGCGGCGCUGCUGUAUGCCUCGCUGUCCUUUGGCUUCUCGCUGACAGUCAAUGUGUGGGCUUUCUAUCGCGUGACGGGUGGCCUGUUCAAUCCGUCGGUGACUCUGGCUCUCUACCUGGUUGGAGGACUGCCGCUGCUGCGCAGUGUGCUGGUGUUCAUCGCCCAGAUCCUGGGUGGCCUGGCCGCUGCCGGUGUCGUGUCAUGUCUCUUCCCUGGCUCCCUCAAUGUCGAGACCACCCUCGGUGGAGGAACCUCCAUCUCGAGGGGGCUGUUCAUCGAGAUGUUCCUGACGACACAGCUGGUUUUCGUGGUGAUCAUGCUGGCGGCUGUCAAGCACAAGGCGACCUUUUUGGCGCCGGUGGGAAUUGGUCUUUCAUUCUUUGUCACUGAGCUGGCUGGUAUCUACUACACCGGCGGCUCGCUCAACUUCGCUCGCUCGCUCGGUCCUGCCGUGGUCAACCACCACUUCCCGGGGUAUUUCUGGAUCUACUUCGUCGGACCGCUGCUGGGCUCGCUUCUGGCCUCUGCGUUCUUCUACCUACUGAACCAGCUGCGAUAUCAGACGUGCAAUCCGGGCCAGGACUACAACGAGCUCGAGGCGCAGAUGGAGAAAGAGCGUUCAGCGUCGCAGUCGACUCCAGGCGAGAACCUCCAGCAAGGCCCGCGUCACACGCGCAACAUGUCCGAGCUGACGGCUGUCAAUUCCAGCAAUGGCCAUGCGAAUGACGUUGCUCAUGCGAAGCAGCAUUCAGAAUCACCGCUGGCGUCGCCAACGCAGACUACGCCUCCGGCAGGCGAGCCCAACUGA
Molecule: messenger RNA, 912 nt
Organism: Rasamsonia emersonii CBS 393.64
Lineage: Eukaryota; Fungi; Ascomycota; Eurotiomycetes; Eurotiales; Trichocomaceae
Product: Aquaporin
Exons: 3
Coding region: 1-912 (303 amino acids)
Biological process (GO): transmembrane transport
Cellular component (GO): plasma membrane
Molecular function (GO): water channel activity
Source: RefSeq, a predicted model, not a curated record